AUGGGUACCUAUAGGAAGCGCUGGAAUGAGAAAGCACGCGCGGGUCAGAUGUCUAAGUUGAAGGAGUUGAAGAGAGUAAGGAAUAGGCAGUUCACCCGUGCACUUGAAAAUUCUUCCGAUGCUGAUUCUGAAGAAGGUAAUUCAUCUGAAGAUGAACAUCAUGAAUCACCCGAUCAUCAGGAAGAUACGAACGCUGCUGUAUUGAAACCCAUGACGGAGGAAGAGAAACAAGAGAAAAAGCGUAAAUUGGAAGAGCUAUUCACACCUAAGGAAACGAAGGUCUCUAGGACGAAGAAAAAAAGGUUAGAGAAGUUCAUCGAGCAUCAAUUGAAAAGAGAGGAGAAAAAAGUUUUGAUAGAAAAACUUCAGGACUAUAAAAUUGAUACUAAGCUUUUGACAAGUUCUAAGAUUUUGGGACAAGGAAGGCAAACUAAGAGGCAAGGGAUUGAAGAAGCCCUCAAAUUAGAAAGAAAUGGACGUGGUGAUGAAACUACCAGGGAAAUUCUUUACGAUGAAACUGAGGUAAGGGAUUGGUAUCAAGAUCAUCCAGAAACUAGGCCCAGUCAGGAAAGCACAGCUGAAAAUUGCAAUUCGGAUAGUGAUGAAACGGACCAUACCAGUUCAGAUCACCCUAUUUCGGCAAAUACUGGGGGAUUUAUUGAUAAUAGACCCAGUAAAUUUGGUGGGUCAGGUUUUGGUUUUGGAUUCGGUAAUGCAAAGGUGGUGAAUAAAAGGGCCUCGAAGAAAAGGUAUAACUGGAAGCAAAAGGUAGAGCAAGAAGAACGUAGAAGGCGUAAACUGGAUGAUGAUCAGGAUUUUGAAUCUGACGAAAGUGAAUCAGAAGAACAUUCAUCCACUGCAGAAAGUGAACCUGAUGAGAGUGAAUCUAAUAGUAAUGCUGAUAGUCACAGCGAUGAUGAGUCGAGUGAGUCUGACGGCGAGGAAAGAUCGGAUUCAGAAAUAGCGCAGUGCAGAAACGUAAGUUCUUCAGUUGCCCAAGAAUUUAAAGAGUGGGCAAAUCAGGAAAUUAAAAAGCUUGAAGGUAGAGAUGUAGAAAUGGUUAUGCCUUCCUCCAACAUCAAGGUCGAUAGGACCGAGAGACCUGAAGACUUUGAAGAUGGACUCAAAGCAGAUGAAUUUAAUGUGAACGAAAAUUCAACACGUAAGGCUUUUUAUGUCAAGGUACGGAGAUCUGAUGCUGUUCAAGCUGUGAGAAGCGCACUACCUGUUUUCGCCGAGGAACAUAGAAUUAUGGAAGCUAUCCAUCAUAAUGACGUUGUAAUCAUUUGUGGUGAAACUGGUUCAGGUAAAACGACACAGGUACCGCAGUUUCUUUACGAGGCAGGAUAUGGUAAUUCGUCCUCAACUGACACGCCUGGGAUGAUUGGAAUAACACAACCUAGAAGAGUGGCCGCUGUCUCUAUGGCUGGACGUGUUACUAAUGAGAUGGGUGAUCAUGGCGAAUAUGUAGGAUACCAAAUUCGGUUCGAUUCUUCUACCAAGGAUAAAACAAGAAUGAAAUUUAUGACUGAUGGUGUUUUGCUAAGAGAGAUGAUGAACGAUUUUAGACUUUCUAAAUACUCUUCUAUCAUUAUCGAUGAAGCUCACGAGAGGAACAUCAAUACAGAUAUUUUGAUUGGUAUGUUAAGUCGUUGUGUCAGCUUACGUGCUAAGGAGCAUGCAACUGAUCCGGCUAAGUACAAAAAACUUAAACUAAUUAUCAUGUCUGCCACCUUGAGAGUAUCAGAUUUUAGUGAAAACCCUACUUUAUUCCCUGUUUCUCCACCUGUCUUAAAGGUCGACGCCAGGCAGUAUCCAGUGGCUGUACAUUUCAAUCGUAGAACAGCUUAUAACUAUGCUGAAGAGGCUUUCAGGAAGACGUGUAAAAUACAUCAAAGGUUGCCUCCUGGUGCUAUCUUGGUUUUUAUGACAGGACAGCAAGAGAUCACGCACAUGGUAAAAAGGUUAAGAAAAGAGUUUCCUUUCCCCAAGAAACAUCAAACUCUCAUUCAAAAUGACCACAUACCUACAGUGAAAAUAGAUGCCAAAACUGCAGAUGUAGAAGCUGAAGAUAUCGACUUCAGUGUCAGAGUUAGAGAGGAACAAGAAUUUGACGAUUGUUUACUCUCUGAUGAGGAAGAUAUUGAGGACAAAGAAGAGGACGAAGAAGAAGGUUUUGAAGAAACACUUGAAGAAGGUCAGACGGAUAGAGAUCCACUAUAUGUUCUUCCUCUUUACUCGCUAUUGCCCACCAAAGAGCAAAUGAAGGUCUUCCUUGAUCCCCCACCAAACUCCAGAUUAUGUGUUGUUGCUACUAAUGUGGCAGAAACAUCAUUGACCAUACCGGGAGUAAGAUACGUCGUUGAUUGUGGUAGAUCAAAGGAAAGAAAGUUUGAUGAAAAUAAUGGUGUUCAGAGUUUCGAAAUUGACUGGAUUAGCAAAGCUUCUGCUGGCCAAAGAAGUGGUAGAGCAGGGCGUACAGGGCCUGGUCAUUGUUAUCGUUUAUACUCCUCUGCAGUUUUCGAAAGAGAUUUUGAGCAGUUUUCUAAGCCUGAAAUUUUAAGAAUGCCUGUGGAGAGUAUAGUUUUGCAAAUGAAGAGCAUGGCUGUUCAUAAUAUUGUGAAUUUUCCAUUCCCUACCCCACCCGAAAGACCAGCUUUGAUGAAGUCAAUAAAGCUCUUACAACACCUAGGUGCACUCGACAGUAAUGAAAGAAUCACUGAUGAUGGUAAAGCAAUGAGUUUGUUUCCGCUAAGUCCAAGAUUUUCUAAAAUGCUGCUUGUUGGUAAUGAAAGCGACUGUUUGAAAUAUGUUGUUACCAUUGUCAGUGCCCUUUCAGUAGGUGAGCCGUUUUUAUCUGAACAAGAGCUUGGUAUCAUGGAUACUGUGCCCAAGACACAAGAUGAAGGACAAUUAGAUGACUAUCCUGAUCACGAAGCUGAGGAAAGAAAAAGGCUAUUGCGCUCCAAGUAUGUUAAAAGCAAAAUUAGAUUUAGUAAGCUUGAUAAAUUCAGUGAUGUUUUCCGUCUUUUAAGUGCAGUAUCUGCGUUGGAUUUCAUUCCAAAGGAUCAGCACAGUUCUUUCAUGGAAAAAAAUUUCUUAAGGGCAAAAACCGUAGAGGAGAUUAUGAAGUUGAGAAAGCAGGUGAUGUUCAUCAUCAGGUCAGUUACUUCGAGAGAAAAUGUAGCUGUAAAUGUUAAAGACGAAGACUUGAAGAGCUCGAUCCCCACCGAUGUUCAAAUCAAAUUACUCAAGCAAAUGAUCACAGCAGGAUUUAUCGACCAGGUGGCCGUUCGCGCAGACCAGUUAUUCCCGGAAGACGUUACUAUCAACAAAACCAACAUUUUCAAUAUCCCUUAUGUUCCAGUCCUUGCUGAGAAAACAUCUUCUUUGGAUGAUAUCUUUGUUUAUAUUCAUCCAACCUCAAUUCUCAACAAUUCUGGCGAGCAACCUCCGAAAUACUUGGUUUUCCAAUCACUACAUGUCAAUAAAAAUAAUGAAAAGGCGAAAACAAGGAUGAAGUCUCUUUGUGACAUUAAAAGCACGCCAUUGGCUAACGUUGCAAGAAAGGGCUCGUUACUCACUUACGGAAAACCAAUCACUGGACAAGGUUUGAAACCUAUUGAUUUAUCGCCAACAGAAAGAUUCUGCUAUGUUGUUCCUAGAUUUGGAUCUUGCAAUGAUAGCGACAUCAAGAUUGGUUGGGAACUCAAUCCUAUCCCUGUUCAUCAAGAGAAAGAGAAAGGUGUAUGGACGGUCAAGAAAUUCCUUACUCCAAAAGCAUUUAAAAACUAUCAAGCUUCGAAAAGACCCUAG
Messenger RNA from Kluyveromyces lactis, 3816 nucleotides. It is a transcript of the gene ECM16, whose product is annotated as ATP-dependent RNA helicase ECM16. Gene Ontology annotation, cellular component: nucleolus; intracellular anatomical structure. The coding region runs from base 1 to 3816 and encodes 1271 amino acids. The transcript has a single exon. Gene Ontology annotation, molecular function: ATP binding; RNA binding. Gene Ontology annotation, biological process: maturation of SSU-rRNA from tricistronic rRNA transcript (SSU-rRNA, 5.8S rRNA, LSU-rRNA). NCBI's taxonomy places the organism in Eukaryota, Fungi, Ascomycota, Saccharomycetes, Saccharomycetales, Saccharomycetaceae. The record is from RefSeq and is a predicted model, not a curated record.